Aspergillus eucalypticola CBS 122712 is the source of this 738-nucleotide messenger RNA. RefSeq lists its product as uncharacterized. The transcript has 4 exons. The record is from RefSeq and is a predicted model, not a curated record. Lineage: Eukaryota; Fungi; Ascomycota; Eurotiomycetes; Eurotiales; Aspergillaceae. The coding region runs from base 70 to 549 and encodes 159 amino acids.
GUCCAGAAAUACUUUCGGAAACUCCUUGUCGCAGAACACAUUUCUGUGAUUUUUAGUCCAAACCCAGAAAUGGCCGUCGCAAGAGGAGGCGUCUGGUAUGCCACCCAGAACACCCCUCUUUUGGUCGAAUGCCCUCGACACUAUGGCGUCGCUAAACCGGGUGACAAUACAAUCAACUGGGUGCUACACAAAGGGCACCGAUACGCGACUGGUCACACCACACAGGUGCAAUUACGCCAUAUAUACAAGGCAACAGAUCCCGAAUCAGUCCUGAUUUCCGUGUGUGGGUAUAACGGAACUUGCAGCCCAAUUUCUUUUUCCGAUGGUGUGGAAAUACUUGGAAUGUUCGUACUUGAUCUCUCAAAGUUGAAUUUGGCUCAAUUCUGGCAUCGGGAAGAUGACCAUGGGAGGACCGAGUAUUCCAUCAAGUUCACGUUGGAGUUCGAAUGCGAUGUUAGCAGGAGUGCGCUUUAUGUUAGGGCGCUCAGGCCAGAUGGUUGUUUGGUCGGAGAGGAGAUGAAGCUGCCGGUUAAGCUCACGUUUCACUGAUUGGCCUUUCUAUCACGUUUCUCUCUAUUUUUACUCUAUUUUCCUACGUCUGAAUGGCUUAUGUGCCUGUUAAUGAUUGCCUUUCGGUCAUAUUUUCAUUUCCAUUCUCAAACGCAGACUGUCUGUUCUUUUUCUUUCGUUUUCUUUCCGCUGCUGUUCUUUUCCUAAAGGGGUUUUGCUAGAUCCAAU